AUGACAGCCGUCGAACUGCACAAGCUCAACGGCGACACCUCGUGGCUUGUCCGUCUGCCAAGGUCGACCCGGAAGCACCCUGAUGCGCACAGUAGCAGUCAUGCUGCCUUCUACAACCUCCUACUGGAUCCUUGGCUAGAUCCGACACCGCAGAUCGACGGCUCGCCGCUCUUCUCGCGCCAGACGCGCAUCGAGCCCGCCGCCUUUGCCUCGAUCGUCCAGCUCGACAGGUGGCUGCACACACAAGGCGGACAGAUAGACGCAAUCCUCUUCAGUCAUCCGUUCAGCGAUCAUGUUCAUCCUCAGACUGUGACAGAUGCGGAGUCGCUAGCCGUGCUUCGGCGGGUGAUGGUCUUUACAACGGGCGACUCGCUGUCUGCGCUGCGGGGGCUCAAGCUCGGGCUCGACUCUGAGAAGGUCGUCAACCUCUCUUCGUAUGCAUUUCGCCAGGGUACAGACCAGGGCGAAGUGUUGCCAGAGGGGAUAGCCAUUCAGCACCUCAAAGCGAGAGACUGGGCGGUGAGUCCCGCAUGGAACAAGCUGCACGGCGGCAUCCUGGUCUCAUGUUCCAACGGCGAGCAGCCUGUAGACAUCCUAUACUCGCCACAUGGCGUCACACCCACUUCCCUGCCAGAAGAGCUCAAGGAGGCUGGGAAGGGCAAACGUGUGCUGAUCCACAGCUUCGACCGACAGACGCUACCUCUGAUCGGUAUCGUGGCGUGCGGCUUUCCGAACGUGUUGGAGCUGAUACCCGCGUGGAGGCCGGAUGUGGUGCUAGCUACACAUGAUGAGAAUAAGAAAGGAGAGGGCAUCGUUGGUCGGAUGCUCAGGAGAGAGGUGUUCGGUUUGGAACUGGCACAGAGGUUGGUCAAAGAUCGCUAUCCGGAGCAGAGCGAGAGCUGUACGCUCACACAGCUGGCUCCUGGCGAAUCGAUCCGCAUCGAAUAG
Messenger RNA from Kalmanozyma brasiliensis GHG001, 948 nucleotides. Its product is annotated as Beta-lactamase-like protein. Bases 1 to 948 code for a protein of 315 amino acids. NCBI's taxonomy places the organism in Eukaryota, Fungi, Basidiomycota, Ustilaginomycetes, Ustilaginales. The record is from RefSeq and is a predicted model, not a curated record. The transcript has a single exon.